AUCUAGUUCUUUUCUCUGCUCCCCGAGGUCCCUUCUUCCCUAACCCGCUCUCUUCAGAUCUACUACUGCUUCAAUUCAACACUUUUUCUUUGCUCUAGUCUCCACCAUUGCUACUUUUCUCGCCAUUCUCAGAUCCCACUGCUUUUGCGCAUUCCAGAGAUUAUACUUUCUAAUGGCGGCACUCCCAAAAUUCUGUAUCGCCCUGCUUUUUGCGUUCUCCUUGGUGGGACUCUCCGUACCUGCACAUGCUCCCGAUAGUUCACCCAGUCCGGCACCAGCAUUUGGCGCCGAAUCUCCGCCGCCACGGGCCCCGGAAUCGAACGUUCGAGCUCCGGUGAACCCGCCGUCGACUUUAUCUCCCCCGGCGCCUUCUCCAGAAAAUCUCCCUCCAGACUCCUCCCCGACUCCAAAAUCACAGGCUCCGACGCCGAAGCCUCGGCCAGUUGCUGACAACAUCAAUCCGGGAAAGAGUUCCGGCAGCGUAAAAGAAGAAAAGAGCUCGUCCGACGGGAUGAGCAGGGGCAAGAAAGCGGGGAUCGUGGUGGCAGUAAUAGUGGCGGCAGUGCUGGUAGUAGUGGCCGGGUUGGUGUACAAGAAGCGCCGGGACAACAUUCGGAGAGGUCAGUACGGGAACGCGCUGAGGAGAGAGAUACUGUGAAAAGGCACCGUGGGGUUCCACUUCCUAUCAACCAAUACAAAAUUUCAUGAGCAGAGAGAGGUUUCAGAAUUUUAUUUAUAUAAUUUACUAAUAUAGCUAGGCUUAUUGAAUAC
Juglans microcarpa x Juglans regia is the source of this 771-nucleotide messenger RNA. RefSeq names its product classical arabinogalactan protein 7-like. The coding region runs from base 173 to 658 and encodes 161 amino acids. NCBI's taxonomy places the organism in Eukaryota, Viridiplantae, Streptophyta, Magnoliopsida, Fagales, Juglandaceae. The transcript has a single exon. The record is from RefSeq and is a predicted model, not a curated record.